Messenger RNA from Diabrotica balteata, 1449 nucleotides. NCBI's taxonomy places the organism in Eukaryota, Metazoa, Arthropoda, Insecta, Coleoptera, Chrysomelidae. The record is from the annotation of a GenBank genome assembly.
AUGGAAGAGAGUGACAUUGAUGAUAUUUUUGAUGAAGAAGUUGAAAAAUCAAAGGAAAUAAAAGCAUUUCAGUCAAUAAAACAAGAAACACCAUUUAGUCCUGAAAAUACUGAAUUAUUUACCAAUCUUUCUCUCACUAAUAAAAAUAUGUUACAAAUAAAAUCAGAAAACUUCUAUGAAGAACUCAAUGAUAACUUUGAACUCAAGUUAGAAGAUGUUGAUCUGCUUAAAAUUGAGAUUGAAGAUACUAAGCAAUUACAUAGUAAAAAUAUAAAAUUACCAAAAAAGAAAAGUUAUAUGUGUGUGAUGUGUCAAAAAAGAUUCCAUUCUGCAAGAAGAAGAAAUAAUCAUCUACAUGUACAUUUUGAUAUACCAGUGAAAACGAAAAAUGGAAAAAGCAGUUCUAGCAGUGGAUUUUUUGGAACACAAAUAUUCGUUUGUGGAUUUUGUGGGCAGUUUCAUCUUAACAAAAAACAAAUUUUAAAUCAUUGUCAACAGUAUUAUAUUAAAACUCGACGCCAUAUUGGAUGCAAUAGAAAAAAAACUAAUAGUACUUUAUACGAAAAUGAUGUGUUUAAAAGUGAAGUGAAAUUAGAAACUGAAGGUAAUAACACUGUUAAUAACAUGCAUUUGUUGGGGCUACCUUUUAGUAAAAUUUCAAACAGACGUUCUUCUGGACGUCAAUUAAAACGCUUUGAUUGUAGAAGGUGCUACAAAAUAUUUUCAAAUAAAACAGAAUUAGACAAACAUCUUCAAAACCAUGAUAAAUACAAAUGUGAAAUUUGCUCUAAAGAAUAUCUUGUAAAGAGAACCUUUCAGCUUCAUAUGCUUAGUCAUGAAGAAGAUACUUUUAAAGAUAAUCAAACUUCAAAACCGUAUGUAAUUUGUUAUAUUUGUUCAAAGUUUUUUGCUAGUAAGCAUGCUCUCCGGUGUCACUUAGUUUCUCACACUGGCGAAAGGAAAUACAGUUGCAACCAUUGUUCCAAACGGUACAGAUAUGAACAAGAUUUGAAACGACAUAUGGUUAGUCACACGGGUAGAGAUAUAAAACUAUUUGAAUGCUGCCAUUGUUAUAAAGUCUUUAACCAUAAGGGGCAUUUAAAUCGUCAUUUAGAGGGCCAUUUUAUAGGUGGGUUUAAAAAUUAUAAAUGUGACAUAUGUGCAACGAGUUUUCAACGGAAGGAGAAUCUGUACGUGCACACUCGUCGUCACAAUAAAGACUAUACAAGAAAGAAUAUAUUCACGAAGCGAGGUCCUUUUGAAUGCAAAAAGUGUGGCAAAAAAUAUAUUUUCAAUAACAGUUUACAACGUCAUGUAAAAAAUGCCCAUGAAGGACAGCGUUACAUCUGUGCCAUGUGUAAUAAAUCAUUGAAAUCAAAAGAAAGCUUAGUAAGUCAUUUCGAAAUUCACAAAAGAAAACAAAAAAUAGAGCAUCUCUCAAAUUCAUGA